UGUGUGCGCCAUUUAUGUAACUUUCUACUCCAUUAAGUCUAGAUAUAAAAAUUAUUUGACGUUAAAUUAAUUUAUAUGAAUUUAUUUGCUGUUUUUAUAAAAAGGAACACUUGUAUAGCAAAUUUUCUGUGAAAAAGGUUUUUUGUGUUACCGACUGUGACUAAACUUUGCAAAAUAUAACAUAAAUUAAAAAUUUACGUCAUUCAUGGCAAGACACAACGUUUAUUGCUGUCACUGUUUUCCUCCUUUUAGCUUUUAGUUGCCUUUUGGCUGGCUCUUUCUCCUUAGGCUCUGGGUUUCCCAGUUCCCACACACAUUCUUUUGCUAGAAUCGAAUGAAUUUUUAUUAUUUACUCCAUUAGGUAUAUAUAUCCAAUAUUGAUAUAGGGUUGAAUUAGGGAGACGACAAGAUACAAAGAUAUGGCGUCUUCACUGAGAAGAGGAGUUGUUAAUGUGGAGAAAAUCUGGAAACAUACUGGUCAAAAGGUGCUGGCUGCCGGCUGGCUGCCGCAGGCCCAGCAGCGCCGCCACCUCAACGUCCACGAGCACGUCAGCUUCGGCCUGCUGCGCGGCGCCGGCGUGCCGGUGCCCGACUUUUACGUGUGCCACACGGCGGCCGAGGCCGGCGAGAAGACCGCCCAGCUGGCCUCCACCGACUCGGUGGUCAAGGCCCAGGUGCUCACCGGCGGCCGCGGCAAGGGCGUCUGGAAGAACGGCUUCCGCGGCGGCGUCAAGCUCGUCUUCACGCCUGAAGAGGCCGAGGAGGCCGCCUCCAAGAUGAUCGGACACAAGCUGGUCACCAAGCAGACGGGUGACAGGGGACAGAUCUGCAACAAGGUCCUCGUCUGCGAGCGCAAAUUCCCCCGCAAAGAGUUCUACGUGGCCGUGAUGCUGGAGCGGGCGUUCGCCGGCCCGGUCAUCAUCGCCUCCAACCAGGGCGGCGUCAACAUCGAGGAGGUGGCCGCCGUCGACCCCGGCGCCAUCCACAAGGAGCCCGUCGACAUCUUUGAAGGUUUGACGGACGAGAAGGCGGCGCGGAUUGUGGACGCCAUCGGCCUCUCCAGCCGCAAGGCCGAGACGGUCGACAUCCUCAAACGCAUCUUCAACCUCUUCAUCAGCACCGACGCCAGCAUGAUCGAGAUCAACCCGCUGGCCGAGGACACGUUCGGCUCCAAGCCCGGCGAUCCAGGGAAACUGUUCUGUCUGGACGCCAAGAUGCGUUUCGACGACAACGCCGAGUUCCGUCAGCCGGAGAUUUUCGCCGAGCGCGACUGGUCCCAGGAGGACCCGCGCGAGGUGGAGGCGGCCCAGUACAACCUCAACUACAUCGCCCUGGAGGGUAACAUCGGCUGCCUGGUGAACGGCGCCGGCCUGGCCAUGGCCACCAUGGACAUUAUCAAGCUGAACGGCGGCGACCCGGCCAACUUCCUGGACGUCGGCGGCGGCGCCACCGCCGAGCAAGUCAAGGAGGCCUUCAAGAUCAUCACCGACGACCCGCAGGUGCACGCCAUCCUGGUGAACAUUUUCGGCGGCAUCAUGCGGUGUGACGUGAUCGCCGAGGGCGUGAUAGCCGCCGCCCAGGAGCUGAACCUGAAGGUGCCGAUCGUCUGCCGACUGCAGGGCACAAACGUGGAGGAUGCCAAGGCGCUGAUCGCCGCGUCCGGCCUGCGCAUCAUUGCCGUGGACAACCUGGACGAGGCGGCGCGGAUGGCCGUCAAGCUGUCGUCCAUCGUCACCCUGGCCAAGUCGGCAAAGCUGGACGUCAAGUUCGAGAUCCCCUACUGAGGGGCUGCGUGCGGCCGCCGCGCGCUGUUGUUGGUGCUGUAAGUUAUGCUGUGUGAGCCGUGUCGUGCGCCGCCGGCCGCGGCCGGUCUGUGCCGGGCCCGCCGCGCGCCCAGGCCGGCCCCAGUCGGCUGCCGUUACCCCGUGUUGAGAGUGAGGUCGAACAAUGGAUCCGUGCUGCCAGACGA
Messenger RNA from Amphibalanus amphitrite, 1969 nucleotides. RefSeq names its product succinate--CoA ligase [ADP-forming] subunit beta, mitochondrial-like (gene ScsbetaA). Bases 420 to 1784 code for a protein of 454 amino acids. Gene Ontology annotation, molecular function: ATP binding; succinate-CoA ligase (ADP-forming) activity. Gene Ontology annotation, biological process: tricarboxylic acid cycle; succinyl-CoA metabolic process. Gene Ontology annotation, cellular component: succinate-CoA ligase complex; mitochondrion. NCBI's taxonomy places the organism in Eukaryota, Metazoa, Arthropoda, Thecostraca, Balanomorpha, Balanidae. The record is from RefSeq and is a predicted model, not a curated record. The transcript has 10 exons.